Messenger RNA from Symbiodinium sp. CCMP2456, 8514 nucleotides. The record is from the annotation of a GenBank genome assembly. NCBI's taxonomy places the organism in Eukaryota, Dinophyceae, Suessiales, Symbiodiniaceae.
UUCGUCUUCGAAGCACUUCAAAAUGCGGAGGACAGCGGUAGAGCAGAUCGCUUUGCUUCGAUCUUGGACCUCCGCUCUCAUGCUGCAGAUCGGGUGAGACCUCAAGGUCAGAAGUGGCGACAGCGGCUUAAUGGGCCUGCUUUCAUCUUUUGGGACAACGGCGGCUUUCAGGAAGACGACUGGAAGAGCCUGCAGAACAUGUAUGAUUCGGAGAAAAAGCAUCGUCCGAGCAAGGUCGGGAAGUACGGCAUGGGAUCCAGAUCUUUCUUCCACAUGGGUGACAUGAUUCAGAUUGUAUCUGGGACGAAGUAUGCGAUACUGGACCCUGACAAUCGGUUGCGGGGAGGGCAUGGCGAAAGGACCGACUUCUUGCGGAAGGACUUCGAUCACAAGUCAUUGCUGGACGCAUUCCCGGAUGAAUGUUCGCCGUUCGUGGGACUGUUUGGGUGUACCAUGGACGUGCCGUUCAAAGGAACUCUCAUACGAGUCCCCUUCCGACUCGAAGAGUUCGCUCACUUCUCGAGCUUCAUGCCGAAGGUGUUCUCUGUUUCGCGAGCCAGGAGCGUCUUCUCCGACUUUAAGAACGAGCUAUCGAACGGGGACCUGAUGCUGUUUCUUUCCAACAUACGUACGAUCGAGAUCUUCGAGUGGGAGGAUGGUCAAAGCAGCUAUGAGAAGAUUGUCAGCGUGACACUUUCUCCGAUCUCAACGCAAGACCCUCCUAACGACAUGCAAAAUCUCCGCUGCUUCCUUGAGGACUUCGAGGCUGUGGCAGAUUUGCAUGCGGGUCUUGCCGAAGCUCUACCCGCAAGCAGCGCAGAAUCACAGGUGCCACAUGUUCAUGAUCUUGUACAUGUGGAGGUGAACGAGGCUGGCGAAGUCGUGAAGAACAAAUGGAUGCGGUACGGCGCAUUUUUUGACCCAUCAAAGCCUUUUGGAGGGGAGCUGCGCGAGGAGUGCUCUGAGGUUCCGUUUGUGUGCUUGGCCCUGCCUUUACUUGGUGACAGACUACGAGGACGUGCUUGGACCUAUCUGCCGCUGCCAGUUGAGACUGGGCUUCCUGUGCAUAUGCACGCAGGGUUUUGCCUUACAAACAAUCGCCGGGACUUCUGGCGGAACUCGCCUGGUCUCGAUGCUGAGCAUGAGAGCUGGGCCAGAUGGAACGACUAUAUACUUCAGAGCGUGAUGCCGGAGCUGUAUGCCAAGAGCAUCGAAUGGCUGAUGUCUGGUCCACCCGAAGACUUCGACCAUAGCCAUAACAUGCUCCCGGCCGAUGUAUUUCAACUUUGGCCCGACUUGGGGAGCACCAAGGACGUCGUCAAGCAAAGCGUGGAACACUUUGCUCAGUCCUGCUCCAAGCGGCCCGUUCUGCUGGAUGCUGCGGAUGAGCCGGUGUCUCCAUCAGAGGCUUCACUCAUGGACCUCCCGACUGAGCCUUUGCAGCGUCAGAAGCAUGAACUGCAGAAAUGGUGUCGGAAACUGGAGUACCAAGUGGUCGAUCCGCCUUCGCACAUCAGAGGCCUCCUCGAGCAUCACAGCAUCAUUUCCGCACAUGGAUGCAGGUGGCUGCUAGAUCUUGUUGUGCAGACUCUACGAGAACCAUCCAUCGAAACUCCGGAACUACCGCGGUUCUUGUUGGCCUUGUUGCACUGGGCCCGCUCCUCCAUGAGCCAGAUGGAGUUGAACGACUUGAAGUCGCAGCUGGUCAGCAUCUCGUGGAUCCCCGUUGGCUUCUCCGAGCAAGAGAUCUCCAAUCUGCUGCCACUGGGGGAGGCCUUCGAUCCGAAGGCUCAGCUCUCCCAUUUCAGGACGGUUGCAAGCAAGCAGGCGCAGCUGAACGAGACCCUGAGCACAUUCACGGCACAGGAGGUUGAAGACAUCUUCCACAUGCUUCGUCGAUGCGGCUUAAAAUCUCAGCUUACUUGGGAGGAUGUUGUGUUAGAGGCAAAGGAUGUGGCGAGCCGCAAGUGCCUCGAAACGUCGCGAGCUCUGUACAAGUAUCUGAGUGAGAACAGCGCAAACAUUUCCGGUGACAAGGGAGCAGCCCUUAAACAACUUCCACACAUCAAGUGGGUCGAAGCGGCAAUCCGAGAAGAUCCGGGGCGUGGGGACAAGGCAGCCUCGAUGUCCUUGGAGGUUUCGGCUCACCGCACUGUGGAAGAAGAGCCGGAGGUCUGGAUUGAGCAGCUGAUUAAGCUGACAGGCUCAGCUCCCUUCUCUCGGCACACUUUGUCCCAGAGCGACCAAUCGUGCAAGCCUCAGCCAAUCCCGCUUUCACGUAGCUCAGCGGGAGUCGUGUCGACAGAAGCACCCACGCGGCUGAGGGUCCAGUUUCCUCGGGUAGCUUCGGAGAUGCUGGCCAAGCACAUGGACACGGUCUUUAGAGCGCUGCAGCACAUGGACGGCAGUGUUCUGCGUGGCCUGGGCGAGCGUCUCAGGGCCUGGGACGUCCUUUGGCCAUGCGAGUCUACGGGAGAUGGGGAGUGCUACUUGUUCCCAUGGAUGCACACGGCGCUGGAUCCGAAGCAGAACAGCAGCCUCCUCUGCCCCGUUGCGGGCAAGAUCCGAGGCCGUGCCGCAAGAGAGGUGGCACGGAUUCUGGGAGCACCGAAGGUACCAAAUCCAAACGUUCUGCUGAAGUUCCUCCCAGACGUGGACAUGGCCAAGGCUUGCUCACUUUGUGAGGAGCUUGCGCAACAAGCCUCCGCCGGCGAGGAGUGGCUGUGCCGUGCACUGGUCCCUACGAAGUCCGGCAAGGUUAUCCCAUCGCGGGACGUCUCCAUCGACGAUGCUUCUGGGAGCUCGGGGGGAACUGGGGAUACCAUAAAGGAUGGUGCAGCAUUUUCGAGUGACUUCAGAUGCUGGUCGCAGUCUGGGGUGCGCGUCAUUGCGGGAGAAGUUGGCGCAGUGCCUUGGAAGCUGAGAGAGCUGGUGAUCAUGCAGAAGUGUAGGAACUCCGACGAUUUCGGGGCCAAGGAGCUCCAUUUCUUCUUCGAUACCACGGAGUACGGUCAUGCACAGAUUGUGGACAGCCGGUGCAGCGGCUUGCAAGGUCCUGCCUUGUACAUCUGCUCGGACAAACCACUGGCGCCAGAAGACAUCCGACGGAUGCAACAAGUUGGCAAGUCGCAGAAGCGUCACGACUUCUUAUCUUCCGGCCGCUUUGGCGUUGGAAUGAAUGUCAUGUACCGCUACUCAGACUGUCCGACGUUGUUGGCGGAUGGGCAGCUGCAUUUCUUUGAUCUCAUGAGAAGCUUUGUGGCACGAGAUGGGCAGAAGCGUGGCAAGGUUUUUGGCGUUCAGGAUGUGAAGGAGCAUUUCCCAGACACCUGGGCUCCCUUCGAUCAUCAUGGCAGAUGUUUUCCGGUGGUAUUCCGCCUUGCCCUCCGCAAGAACUGCUCAGAAUUAGCAGGGGCAGUCGGUGACGACGAUGUAAGAGAUGAGAUGAUGAGGGUGAUGCGCUCGCAUGGUGCUGGGAUGCUUCUGUUCUGCAAGUCCUUGGAGGUCCUGACCUUUCAAGAUUUGCAGUCAGGACAGAGUUUUCGUCACCAUGUGGAAUUCCCGGAGCCCAACCACAAGGAGGCACAAAUCUCCUUUUUCCGCAGUUUAGGGCCAGUGGUUCUGCAGACCAACUCCCUCGAUGAAGAUUUGCAGCUAGCAAUGCGGAAGCACAUUGUGUCCAGCAGCGGUGCCGGCAGAAGUGUACAGGAUUGGGCCAUUGUACACAGGGUGGCAGGGUCAGACAACGAGCUGCGCUUGCUCGCUCAAGAGUUCUACAGCCAGAGCCAAGGAUUCGCUGUUCUGCCUUAUGCUGCUGCAGCAGUGCGGAUGGAUGGGAGCACCCAGAGGCACGAAAACGGGUACAUCUGCUGUGGCUUGCCCACUCCCGAGCAGACAGGGUCACCAGCCUGGAUCAAUGGAAGCUUCAUAUUUACAUCAUCUCGGAAGCACUUCCCUCUGCCCAGCGGUGGCGAGCGUGGACCGGAGCAGCGAUGGAACCUGAAGCUGCUGCAGGGCCCGGCUGCUUGGUGUCUGAAGGAGCUUCUUUUGAUCCGCAAGGAGCUUGUCAGAACAGAGGCAGACUUGGAGGCCACGUAUUUCAAGUUUUUCCCUGCGCCAGACACAAGCACUUCGAAGACCCAUGUUCCCUCAGUCCUGGCUGAGUCUGCGCUGCGGUACGGAUGGCGUGAGGAGAUCUUUCCAGUGGUUUUCUUCAGCGAGAUGUCGCAGACAGCAGUGAGGUGGGUUCGUGGCCCCAACAUGGUUCUGACUUCAGAGCAGCUCCGUCCGGAGCUGCAGGCAUGCUUAGCAAGUGACGGGCUGCCGAUCGUGCACUUGCCAUCUAAUGUGCGGAAGCUUGUCAAUGGUCACUCGCAGAGUCUUUCCACGGCCCAUCUCUGUAGGUUUCUGAGUGACUUGUGGCAUGAGAAGGGCCAUCAGUCCAGGACAAGCCUCAAUGCAACAAACACUUGGAGCCUGCAGGAUAAAGCUCAGAUUUUGGAGCUGCUCGCUUUUGUACACCGUGGAGACUGGCAUGAACGGGUUGCUCGGGGACAGAUCCCCAGUGUGCAUACAUGUGAUCACUUGCAGAAUGUGCCUCUGCUCCUCCAUGCAGAUGAGAGCCUCUGCAUGUUCGGGACACCUGCCUUCACAACGGGUUCUGCACUUCUGCGCCGAUGCAAGCACCUUUUCGUCCACCGCGAUAUUUGGAGAGUCCUGCAGGACAUUCCGCUGCAUGCGCCGGAUGUUGACACCAGGGUGAAGAUCGCACCGUGGGGCCUGCGCGAUCUGAAGAUAUCAGAUCUUCAAGAGUACCGUGCAGAGCUCGAAGCAGAUGUUGCGACGCAGCCAGAGUGGAGUCAGAAUCAAUUGCUCAAGGAGCUGUGGAAGCAAGUUUGUACUGAAGCUAAGACUGCGUGCCACCAAGCAGCCCUGCAAGCGGUCUGGGAUUGGAAGAUCUUACCAAUAACAGGACACGGAGGGCCCCAGAUCACAAGCUUGGGCAGCAGUGCGGAAGUGACCCUUUGGCCUAGCCCUGAUUUUCAGAUGGUUGUCGGAGCUUGCAUGUGCUGCAGGCUCGGCUUCCUACAGGUUGAGUUCGCAAAAGCAGGAGACAUGGGCUCGCUGGUCCAGCGACACAUUGUUUCCAAGCCCAUCGAGCUCUUGCAGCUUCUUGUGAGACUGCAAGAGAACGCGGAGCUAGAGGACUUGACUGGAAGUCAGCGGCACGAGCUGCUCACAUUUCUUGCUGUGCUUUGUAUCACGACGCCAGUCCGAGAGCUAGCGCGAAAGUUGCCACUCUUCAAGCUGGCUUUGGCCGGACGACCUUCCUUUACGGCUCUUUUCGAUGACGCCACCCACUACUGCUGCAUUCAGCCCUGCAGUCCAGGCAUAGGUUCAGCAGAAGAUGUGGCCGGCCAAAUGACUUGUACGACCUUGCUGGCAUGGCCGACCGAACAAGUGGAGCCAAUCUACAAGAAGUGUGGAGUGUCGCUCUACACUGCCGAAUGCUAUGUCCUGGAACGUGUUCUCCCAUCGCUGGGUCAUCUGGUCUCUGGGCCGUGUUCAGAGCAAGCGUGGGAUGUCCUGAACACAUUCAUUGUGCAAGAGUCCUCGACCAACAUCACCGAGAAGUGCAAAUCUUGUGCUUUCGUUCGCAAUAGGUCAGGACACAUCAUGAGGCCGAAGGACGUCUUGGAUUGGGAACAGUUGCCAAUUGCACGAUGCUUCGAAGCUGUCCUUCACGACCACAUGGCCGCCAGCGACAUUCAGGAAGACAUCCGGAAGGCUGAGGUCAUCAAAACGCUUGGCCUGAAGCUUUCGCCUGGGGCCCGCGUGCUACGCGUCUGCGCCCGACACCUACAAGAGCUGGCUGAGGGACAGAUCAACGACAGAGUCCAGGAGAUGUCAUGCCAUCUUGUGGAAGCUCUGUGCCAAGCUAUGUCUGCAGAGCUACGGAAUCCCACCGACCAGCAGUCAGACCUGGCAGAACUGGUCGAAAUCGCAAGAAUGAAGAUUCUGGUCGUGCGCACGUUGCGGGCUGAAGGUCAAAUACAGCAGCAACGCCAGCUUCUGCUGGAGCAAGACAGGAUGUCUUGGACAGAGGGAACGUGCAUUGAGCUGCAAAGCUUUGCUGACACUUCUUUUCUUGACACACAGGCUCAGUUGUGGAGUGUGCGGCCAGCGGCGUGCCACAGCGGGCGGCAGUUGGACCAUUUGAUGACCUACCAUGCAGACUGGAUGUUCGAACACUUGAGAGCUUUCGUGAAGGAGCAUCACCUCCCUGCAAGUCUCGUGGUCCAGCACAUGCGUAACUUGUGUCCACUCGGAUCAGCAGAUGACGAGUACAUCGUGAGUGGCUGCAGCGCCAUGUGGAGCCAGCUGCGUACAUGCAGGGCUCUCGUUUCCAGGAAGCUACAGGAAGCUGGCGAGAUGGACUUGGAACCAUUGAAGGAGGUGCACUGUGUCACUGUGGAGUUUCAGGAUGCUGCGAACCUUCCGGACAAGCAAACUUUCUACCUGGCGCGGCCAAGGAGCACCUUCUUCUUCUCCUCUGGUGACUUCAAGCAUUGGCAGUUCGACCGGUUCUUCCACAAGGCCGUUCAGGACUUCAAGGACCUGUAUACUGCUCUAGGAGUUCGGGAGGAUCCAGAUUGGCAAGACUUUGUGCUUGUGACCAAGAAAGUCGCUGAGCAGCAGCGCACAUUGUCUUUGUGGUUCCACGACAGGCUCAUGGCGGCAUGCUUGCGAGGUUGGUAUAAACGCUUGCCAGCUCAUGUCAACACAGCGGUGAUGCACGAGCUGCACGUGCCCAGUCGUGACCAUCGAGACAAAGUUCGCUUGCUUCCCGCAGCAGUACUUUGUUGGGCCGAUUUGUCCGAGUGGCUGCCAAGAUGUGCGCAUGCCGAUUUUGACUUCUGCUGCACAAAGCUUCUGGAAGAGUGUGCUUGGCCACGCCGGCACGCUGAUAAAAUUGCCGAGAUGUCUACAUGUGCUCACCGUGAGAUUCUGGAAGCUUUGACGAAGCAUGCCGGACUGAAGCGACUGUCAGAUCUCGUGGUAGAAGUAUUGUCGCCCGACGAGUAUUCGGCUGGCGACAGCCCGGACACCAAGGCGCACUUCGAGCAAUUCCUGAGGUCUGAGCCAUUCCUGGCGGCAUUGAAGGCGAUCUGGCGACAUCACAAGGAUGAGCCUCCGGCAGAAUGCGACAACUUCCUGGCAAAGGUCACAGACAGCUUAAGCAGGUUGCAAGUUUUGGCAGUGACGCCACUUAUUGUAACAGAGCUGGCUCAUGCUCAUUCGGAAGGGCCGCAAGUUAUUCCGGGAAGCCGACAAGAGCUGGUAGCCUUCUUUGACACACGGCAGCACAGUCUGACAAUAAGCGAAGAAGCUUACAGAACGGCGCAUGAUGCGAGGACGCGUAAAUGCCUGAUGCGUGCAAUUGAAAGAGCCAUUGGUCUAGCGGAGCUCACGACGAUGAUGUGGGGAGAUGUUGCAUUGAAAAAUGUAACAACGUGCUCGAUCGAUGGAGGAGUAGCAAAACUUCCCAGCGCACUAUACAAUGCAGGGAUUCUAGCCGACCUUCCUUCGGAUGAUUCCAGUUUGCGACCAGGCAGCGAGCUGCCGGACGAAGUCCACGACGAGCUUGUUCAAUCGAUGAGUCGGGGCUUUGAAAAUCACGCCCACGUGGCUGUUCUCAUUGAUGGCAAGUAUUACCUGGGCGUCGUUCAGGAAUGGCAUGAUUCCGGGAACUCACAAGCUGAGUCGUUGUCUCGCUUGUACAAGGUCAUGUUGCGAGAGACUGACGUGCGCACCGUGCGAUACAUGGACAUGUUCAACCUCAAGGGCCGCGGUGUGCCCCAAGCAACAGUGCGUCUUGCUGCCGAGCAGGCAGCCGCCGGAUCUGCUCAAGAUACUUCAGCACCAGAAGCGGUCCAUACACAGGCACGUCAACUGGAGGAGGUGAAGCAUCAACUUCGGGAAAUGAAGCGUUUGAGCAGAGCCGACUACCGGAAUGUCAUGCGAAGGUUGUAUUUGACAUGGCACCCGGACAGGGCAGGGAACACGCACUUUGCCAGCAUGAUGUUCAGAAUGAUCAGGAGGCAUAGUGAUUGGUUCCAAGACGGCCAACCCGGAGAUGAUGAGUGGCUUGACGAGUACACAGUGGGUCACGAAGAAUUGCGUGAACCAGCCCCGGCACGAGAGGAUCACCGAAGUGGCAGCGAGAACGGACGUCACGCGUCGCGCCGGGGAUCCUCGCAGGCCUCCUGGUUUGACGAAUUCGAGGAUGAGCGUGCUCGCAGACGCGAGCGCCCUUUGAGCGCACUCUUGUCUUUGCCAUUCGUAUCCGUUCCCUCCCUGAACCCCAGGCUCUGGACCCUGAUUCCUACCUCCCAACAACCCUUAAUUCCUAAUUGUCGGGGGCUUCUGGAGCAUCUGAGGAAUGCAAGUCUCGGCCGCCGGCCCGGCAAGGCGCCCCUCCGAGUUCAUCCCUCAGGCUUCGUGGUCGCCUGA